Messenger RNA from Carassius auratus (goldfish), 1089 nucleotides. Its product is annotated as keratocan. Gene Ontology annotation, molecular function: protein binding. Bases 10 to 1035 code for a protein of 341 amino acids. NCBI's taxonomy places the organism in Eukaryota, Metazoa, Chordata, Actinopteri, Cypriniformes, Cyprinidae. The record is from RefSeq and is a predicted model, not a curated record. The transcript is spliced from 2 exons.
GACCUAACCAUGGAGUGGCUCAUGGUUGCAUUUGUAGCCCUACUUCUGGCCGGCCAAGUCAGCCCUGAAGAAAUUCCAUAUGAACACCUUAUAUCUCAGAUCCAGGCAUGUCCUAAAGAGUGCCACUGUCCUCCAAGUUUCCCUAAUGCUGUUUAUUGUGACAAUAAGGGUCUGAAACGCAUACCUGUCAUCCCUCCAUACACAUGGUACCUGUACCUCCAGAACAACCUGAUUGAUGUCCUGUCGGCUAACUCUCUGCGCAAUGCCACACAACUAAGGUGGAUCAACCUAAACCAUAACAAAAUCACAAGCGAAGGCCUGGAGGCAGAUGCUCUAAAGGCUAUGUCUAACCUUGUACACCUCUACAUGGAAGACAAUUUGCUGACUUCCAUUCCAUCUCCUCUGCCUGCCAAAUUAGAGCAGUUACGGCUCUCCCGAAACAGAAUCUCAAAGAUCCCACCCGGUGUUUUCUCUGGAAUGGACUAUCUCACCUUGCUGGAUCUUCAAGGCAACAAGCUACAGGAUGAUGCAGUAACUGAGGUCAGUCUGAAAGGCCUCAACAACUUGAUCCAGAUCAAUUUAGCAAAAAAUCAGCUAAAUACCAUGCCCCUCGGCCUACCACCCACAACCAAACAGAUCUUUUUGGACAGCAACAACAUUGAAAAGAUUCCGGCUGAAUACUUCAAGGGUCUUCCCAAAGUGGUGUCUCUCAGACUCAACCGCAAUAAGCUGGCUAAUGGAGGUAUCCCAAACAAUGUGUUUAAUCUUUCCAGCAUCCUGGAUCUACAGCUUUCUCACAACCAGCUCACAGAGAUACCAGUUAUCUCUUCUGGACUGGAGCACCUGCAUCUGGAUCACAAUAAGAUCAAGAGUGUGAAUAGCUCUGACAUCUGUCCACCUGGUGCACUUGAUGACUACCUUGAUGAGAAGGGUCCACGUCUCCGUUACCUUCGCCUUGAUGGUAAUGAGAUCAAACCCCCUAUUCCACGAGAGCUGAUGAUGUGUUUCCGUCUCCUCAGGGCUAUUGUCAUAUAAAGAUGCCACACCAUCUAGAUACUCCUGUCCAUUUCAUUUACCAGACCUGAAAAU